AUGAGCAUGGCAGGUCCGACUCUGGACAACGAUGGCCAUGGAUGGACACUGCCGGAUGUCGAAUUCGCGAUCCAUCAUGUGUUCUUACCGCCAAAGGUGCCCCAGUCCGACGACACCACUGGGACUGGAGAGGCCUUUCUCAUCCGUUCGUUUCUCAAAUCGCUACGCGAGUUUGCAGCUCUGCAGCCGGAAGAGGCGACACGACUGCAGCCCUUGGUGCGAAUGAUCGAGCGACUCUUGCGACUUCACAUCAACGAGUCAAAGCAGCAAGUUACGACUGAGGUUUUGCACGAAUUGAGUGAUGGUGUAGAAUCUGCCGUGUUUUAUGUUCGGGAGCAAAAUGCUGGCCUGCUUCUUACGGGAAAGGCCAAUACCAUCUUGGCCCAGGGCUUCGAGCUCUUGUCGGACAAUGCAUCGGUCAUGUCAAACAGAGGACGUCUGAUCCGCCAAUUCCCCAAUGCGGCAGCAGAGUUCCCUCGGGCCCUGUUGAUGGAUCCCAAGUUCGUGGAAGUAUUUACCGAUCACCUUUGCGAGUUGAGCAAAACCCCCAUCGCGGCGGUCCGUCCCACGACUCGCAAGGCGAACGCUGAUCAUGACGAAUAUCGUGACACCGUCUCCCCUGUAUUGGUCACGGGCAUGCUUGUGGCGAUCCUUCAAGGUCUGGGCCAAGUUAUCAAUCCCACAACUAUUACCAAGCGAAUGAGGGAGCAGGUCAAUUGGGACAACACUGAUAAACCAUUCCACCGGUCCCCGCUUUGGGUUCUUCUUCGUGCCGCCGUUGGAAUCUUGCUUCGCCAAAGCUCAGGGACGAUUGACCGAGACUUCCUGUACAAAUCUGUCACCACUUUUUAUCAUGCCUCCCUGCUCGAGCUGGCCACCGACUAUGGUUUCAAUAGUGACCUUCGAUCCACCAUGGCCGCGAAAAUUAACCGUAGAGUUGUCAAGCUCGAUCACUUGGUGGAACUGCCUUGGACGACGCUCGUCCAAAAGGUUGUGGCUCGCGAUCAUGAUGAGCUCAAGGGUAGAUGGCUUGCUGCCCAACAAGAAAAACGUCUGUCAAAGACUGACAGGCCACUUGCGGGCCUUCGCUUUGCCGACGAUACCAACCUUCAGCUCACCCGGCUCAAGAAACACCUGACCUGGAUUGAAUCUCGUCCAUCAGCCAACACGGUUGAUUCUGGACCUGGCGAUGAUUCAACAAUGCCUGAGUUCUCGUCGACGAGGCCUCCCUCCCUAGACUCAAACCUGGAAAUGCGGCCAUUUGUUCUCUUGAACUUUGAGGCCUGGGUCGAUCAACAUCUGUCGUCAUGGGUGGUCUCUCAACUUGACAAGAACAACAAGCAGCACGACAGGGCUGCGCAUGGUAUCAGUGAACUGGAAUGCAAGAUCCAGACGUAUCUUUGCUUUGCCAAAGACUUGUAUGUCAAUGACCCGGAGGCAUUGUCCAUGAUGCAUUUGGUCACCAUGGAGCUGUGGGUUGCAUUGGACCGGAUCGCUGGCGACGCCAUUCCCCUUUUGUUGGAGUAUGACCCUGGCUUUACUUCCGACAUAUUCUACCCUUUGAUUCUGCCGACGAAGAGGCGAAUGGAGCGGCUGCAGACAAUUGAGAACUAUCUCGCCAACCGUCGAACAGGCACCUACCCAUCUAUGUUUUGCGGUUUUGGUGGGGCCAACUCCUUUGCCGUUCGGUACUCUGAUGCGUCUCUUCCUGGUGGGCAUUCCGAUCUGCAUUCCCAGAUUGUUUCGUACGCGGAGAGGAAUAAACAUCAGAAGCUCGAGGAGUUUGAUGGAAAGCGCCAGGAGUAUGUCAAGUUGUCCUCGGAACGAUCACAAACGGACCAUAACAGGACAUGGAAUCCGCAAUCUCGCAGGCUCCAAUGUUCCUUGGACUGUAAAGCAUGUGACCUGGAUGCAAGGCUACGGACGAUAACAAUUCGAAGGUUCGAGUGGCCACUACCUACGAAUCGCUGCGAGGCCAUAGCAGUUGUUUUCGAGAUUGCUGUCCCCAGCGUCGUGCUUGUUUGGCGGAACACCACCGUGCAUAUCUUCCUGUCUAUUCUGAUGAACAGCAAGCUUUGUAAGGAGAGGGCGCCCCUGGAGCUUUACUACCCCGAAGAGCAUUUUGGCUUGCAACGCUUUACCGGAAGCACCAGUAGCAUCAAGCUGGCAUCGGUGGUCAAAUCUGUCGAGAGGUCUCACUACGGCAGUACGCAACACAUCAGCAUGUUCACUGAAGCGAAUAUCUGUGUUGAGCAUGGAUGCCGAUAUGACUAUUACCACACUGGGAAGAACUUGAGGCACGAUGAGAUCUUCGAGAGGCCGUCCGUCGACAGCGCGUGUUCGCAUGCAGCGCACGAACAAAACGCUCACCUGAGUAAAUUUAUUCGACAAAGCUCUCACGACUCAAACUACGUCAUAUCCUCCCAAGAGUGUUGUCCCCAGGAUAUGACGCUCGAAGCGUUCAGGGCUUUCGGACAUCAUCGUUCCGGGGAUAGCCUCCAAUGGGGCAACACCCUGAGCCAGUUGACUAUGCCCUCACUAGAUCUGAAUCGACGGUCCACCUUUCUUUUAGUGAUGCAAUCAUGCACCGAGGCUGGCGCCCAGGACAAACUCAACUCAGUCUAUCGUAAGGCUCACAAUGAUGCGGCAGAUGAGCUCUUUGCUGGCAAGUUUCUUGGGGCGUUGGAAGACGCAUUUGCCCGAUUCCACGAGAACUGGCAGAAUGACAUUGCUGUCGGGCUGUUGGCCUGUUUGGCCACUCGUAUCCUGUCCCUGACCAGCUCUUCUUCUAUCGUUUCAGGGGUCCUCCAGCUCUUGGCCCGCAUCAGGCAAACCUCCAUGGCAUGGACCCGACAGCUUUUGCGCAAACGAUCUAAGAGUUCGUCUGAAAAUGAACGCGAGGCGCUCGCCCACAGAGCACUCAUGACAGCUUUCAUUUGCAUGUCGACAUUUGACAUGGAUUCGGAUCUGCUCAACCCACUGCUAUCGUCACCAAAACAGCUCUCACACUUUGUCGAGGCUGCAGUCACGGCAUGCGAUCACCUUCCUUCCAACUUAUCCAAUCCUAUCUAUCGUUUUAUGGCUUACAGAUGGCGAAAUGUGAUGUAUCAGUCAAUGAGGGUGAUGCGAGCAGAGAUUAUUGGAAAUCGGAAUUCCGGUUUUGGGUCCGCAGUGCAGCAUAUUUGGGCCGCCUUCGAUCCAUCUCAGUCAACGUGGUCAACUCGGCAAGGAUCACAGGGCCAUAUCGUGGAGUCUUCGAUGUACAAGAACGGGAAGAAUACCAAGGCAAGCUGGAACAUGUUGACAGGAGAGCUCCUUGUCAAUGGACAUCCGCUUUCACGGCUCCCUCGGGAAUUUGAGAGCGAUCAGAAUUACAGCCAAUUGUUUGGAACACGGGUUCUCGAGGUUGUGCCAUCCACGAUUCAAGGUAUGCACUUCUCCGCUCGCCAGGACCAGAACGGAUGGAUUGUGCAUUUUGCCAUGUUGGACGGCAUAGUCGUGAUACAAGCUGUCAAGAGGGGAUCAAACGACGAGGAGCUCUGGGAAUUCAUCCCACGUUCUUGCUUCUUGGGAGGCCUUUCCAAGUCGUUCGUCAUGGACUUUUCACACUGGAGAAAUAAUAGCACCGGCGAGAUUGAGUUUCGUCCAGCAGCAACACCAUGGGAGCACUCGCCCGAUCACUGGCUCCUCGCAAAAGAAGGCGUCCGAACAGUUUUAAGGCUAGACCAAGACCUUGUCAUAGACCUUCAUAGCGAGACGGCUCUCGCAAUUUCGACUAGACUGAAGCCUUUAGACUGCAGGGAGAACAUUGACAUGAUAUUUCAUCAAGGUGCAGACAAGGGCCAGCUGAAUGUCACUUUGCCCCGAUUCGCUCUUUCCUUUUCCCUUGCACCAGGCAGUUCAAGUCUUCGUUCGAAGCAUUACGCCGGAAUGAUUAUCGACGAACGUCAGGAAAUCGGUGCUCUAAUUGGGCUCAAGAGCAAGCUGGUUCUACGAGACGAGAAACAUGUGGACAACUUACAGCCUUCACGACUCCUUCUCAUACCUCGUGGCCAGCCCAAUGUCACAAUGCAUGAUGACCAUGUCCGCGUCAAGAUCCGAAAGGGAAACAUACCACACGUCAAGCACGAAGCAUUCAGAAUUGACACCCGACUUGGUCAACUCGUCGACAACGGAUCAUUGGUCAGCAAGCUAUAUCUAUGCUUGCUGCACGCUUUGACAUCCCACUGUCUCCCUGAUCCUUUGACCAGUCGCACUGGCACUGAAGAGGCAACCAGAGUACUGCAGCUCUCAGCGGUCCGGUCGUUCCAACGCCUAGAAAGCGAUUGCAUCGCAAUCCUCGCGAAAAUCUCUGGCCUGUCGCCGAAAAGAAGCUUUUAUCCAGAACAUCUACAAAACAUGGAACAGUGCAGUUGGAAUCCUAACCUUCCCGUGCUCUCUCAGUAUGAUGGAUUUCGGGCAAUCGUCGAGGAAAUUAUUGCACAUGCUGAAGAUUGCGAGGUGCUAUACGAGCAAAGCGAGGGUGGUGCUGGCAAGGCAAUCCGUGAGUUGGCCAGGAGUGUGAAGACCCAUCUUCUCACCGAGCGAGCAAUCAUCAGAAAUUCGAGCUUCCGAGUCACUCAGUUUGGGGCCGAGGACCAUUCGGCUCGGCAUGAUGUCCGUUAUGGAGGACGGCACAGCAAAGAUCAGGAAGUCGAACGUUCAAGCAUAGCCCGGAACAUUGCAUUGGUGGUUAGCUCUGGAGCUCCGCAACUAUUGUUUCCCACAACACCGAGCCUCAAGCAAUCGAUCUUGUCCAUAACUAGCAACAGCUUUUCUGGGGAUCCUCGAGUCGGCUUGGGAUUCAACGCCGAGUACUAUGAGAAGCCCGAGGUCGCUCUGAAGGAGCUCUGGUGCGGGCUGCACCGAGCACUCGCCACAGAAGAGAAUUGUAACCGGAUCAUCUUCUUCCUCUCUUCCCUCUCUUUUGCAACCAAGGCAAAUCUCGACGUGGUUCAAGCCUUGUUGGCCAUAGCUACUCAGCGACGCAUGUCUGGAGGUCUGGUCACCCCUCCUGACGAGCAGUCCUUUGAUCUGGCCCAUGACCGACUGUCAUUGCGGCAAAGAGUUAAGAGCAUCGUGACAGAGAAGCGUUUAUCCAUGAAGCUAUGCCCCGACAUGCCCGUCUACAGACAACGACACGAGAGCGAAAGUGACUUCCAAGCAAGGUACUAUCAAGAAUGGGAAACUCUGUCUGGUUCAAUGGUUAGAGCACUGGUUUCAGACUUUGAAAGUCAGUGGUCGAAGUCUUGGACAGUCACGAGGCCUUCUUCGCGACAGCCUUGUGAGCACUGGGUACCUCUUAGUGUUGUGAUACCAUUGGUGAACAAGACGCUGGAUCUCACCAGAAGGACAAUUCUGUUCACAGACUAUCUAGACAGCUUGGCGCUAGCCAUUGAAGGCAUGACCUGUCUAGCAACAUCUCGUGGUUCUUUAGUGGCAUCAUUGCCAUUUGCCGAUGAUGAGAACACGCAACGGCCAUCCAGUACACCAAAUGGUUUCAUCAAGGACACUUCGCUUUUCUCCAAUCCGCCACCUGAAAUCCAUCGCCCCGUGCCAGAGAGAUUCUUGGAUCUGUUGGAAGAGAUACCACCCGUUGACGUGGGAAAGAGGCCAAUCACAAACCUUAUCGAGCAUAUAUCAGCUCUUGGACAGGAAGAGGAACACCAGCGCAUCUACGUACACGAGCUUCACCAGAGUUCUAAAAGUGUCGGCACCGUACACGUCAGACUCAAGACACAUGGACAGGCUCUUUUCUCCCGACUCUCCCAAUAUCUCAUCAAGUGUCAAGGCGACAGCGCGCGGAUCGAAAAUGACAUCGUGAGGGCAUUGAAGUGCGGUGGAGUUUCCAAGGAGCUUUCUAUCAGCGCCGACCUCUUUCCACGGAUAUCUCCCAUUUUUCUUCUGCAGCAUCUCAGAAGGAAUAGAUGGAUCAAGUUAUCUCCCGAAUGGCGAUUGGCUUUGAUCAACUAUGCCCUUUCGCUCGCAUACCUGCAGCGGGCCGAGCGCCUAGUAAACUCCUGCCAAUCCGCCAACCGGCGAGUCGACUUUCUCAGGGAACUUCGAAAUUUUGGGCACCAUAACGAGAAAGACUUCGACCCCUUGGACUGGCCAGAGUAUGUGCUGCUGGAGGUUGAACAAGGCAUUUUGAUACGGCCGGUACAGCAUCAGAUUGCUGCAAACAUGCGCCAGCCUCCGGCGGGGAAAAGCUGCGUCAUGCAGCUCAAUAUGGGGGAGGGCAAAUCUUCAGUCAUUGUUCCCAUUGUCUCUAUUGCGAUCUCAGAUGGAUCCUGCCUAGCACGUGUGGUUGUUGCCAAGGCACAGGCGAAGCAGAUGGAACACACACUUGUCAGUGCCAUUGGCCGCUUGGUUGGCCGUCGCGUCUAUUUUCUUCCCAUCUCCAGGGCCGUCCGCGUUGACGGCAAGGCCAUCAGAACCAUUGCACGCUUGAUACGGCAAUGCAAGGAGGAAUGCGGUGUGUUACUUGUACAGCCUGAGCACAUCUUGUCAUUCAAGCUCAUGGGAUUGGAGGGAGUUUGGAACAAGCAUCCUGUGGCUCAAACGAUCCUUAGCACAUAUAGUGAGCUUGAAAGUAUCUCUCGCGAUAUUGUGGAUGAGAGUGAUGAAAACUUCAGUGUCAAGUUUGAGCUCAUCUACACCAUGGGAAGUCAGCAGCCAGUCGAUAUGAGCCCCGAGAGAUGGGUGUUGAUCCAAGACUUGUUAGGUGUCGUCAGGGAUGUCGCCAAGAAGCUCAAGCGUGGGGAUGCAAAACAAUCAGGGCCAACUGAUGGACUCCUUUUUGAAGAGGAGUCCAACAGUGGUCGGUUUCCAACAAUUCGGACCCUCGAUGAGUCUGCUGGUACGCAGCUGAUGGAAGCCACUGCUCGCGAGCUGUGCCGUUUGGGCAUGAGAGGUCUGCCCAUCCAGCAUCAGACCAGACAGAUGCGUGAUGCAGUUCUACAGUACAUUAUGGAUCCUGAUGUUGAUCAACAGCACAUUGAGAUGGUGGAGAAUGAUCGGUCCGGUCUCGUUCAGAACGACACCAUGAGAAGAGGACUUUUCCUGCUGAGAGGACUUCUGGCAUCUGGUGUGCUUCAGUUUGCCCUGGGUCAAAAGCGUUUUCGCGUCAACUAUGGACUUGCACCGGACCGGCAACCAGCAAAGAUGCUUGCAGUACCGUACAGGGCGAAGGAUUCGCCGGCCCCACGUUCCGAGUUCAGCCAUACAGAUGUUGUCAUCGUUCUGACGUGCCUGAGCUACUACUACCGUGGUUUGACGGAGGCCGAGCUUUUUCUGUCCCUUGAGGUGCUUUCAACCUCUGAUCGGGCUGAGCAAGAGUACUCCGACUGGUCUCGAGCUUCUCCGCUCCUAGACCGUGCACUGAGACAUUUCUCUGCUGUCAACCUGAAGGACAAAACACUAUACACAGAAAAGCUCUUCCCAGGUUUGCGCUUCUCGAAACCGGUCAUCGAUUACUACCUGUCCACCGUUGUCUUUCCGAAGGAUAUGAGAGAGUUUCCAUUCAAGCUUUCGAGCUCUGGAUGGGAUCUCGCCAAGCCAAAGGCACAUGCAGUCACGGGCUUUAGCGGGACAACGGACUCGAAAUAUGUCCUCCCCCCAUCCAUAACCGCGCUGGAUCUUCCAGAGCAGAUAUAUACCAACUCUCAUGUGCUAGCAUGUCUGUUGCAGAGCGAGAACACGGUUGUGGAGCUGGGAACUGAGCAGGAAGACCUCUGCGCCUUGACAGUGAACAUGCUCCUGUCAGCGGUUAUCAAGUCAAUCCAGGCGAUGCGCGUCAUUCUUGACGUUGGUGCGCAGAUCGUUGAGCUCAGCAAUCUUCAAUUUGCCAAGCACUGGCUUUCUGUUGUCUCGGAUGCAGACGCUGUCAUCUUUUUCAACGACAACGAUGAGCUGUCGGUGGUCACUCGAGAUGGGACAGUGGAGUCAUUCUACACUUCACCUUUCAAGACUCAGACGGAGCGGUGUCUCGUUUUCCUCGACCAGGCACAUACCCGCGGUACCGAUCUCAGAUUGCCAGAUGACUACAGGGCUGCCGUGACUCUGGGUCCAGGGAUAACAAAGGACACUCUUGUACAAGCCUGUAUGAGAAUGCGGAAGCUUGGUAGCGGUCAAUCAGUGACAUUUUGUCUCUCCCCCGAGAUGCAAAGGAAAAUUCGCGAUUAUGAAGGCAUGGAUGCCUCAGAACCCAUCACCGUCAUGCAUGUUCUUGCGUUUGUCAUAUCCGAAACGUGGGAUGACGCCCGCCGAAGCGUUCCGCUCUGGGCGACCCAGGGCCUGCGUCAUCAACGCCAGGAGGAAAUCUUGAGUCGUGUUGGAGGUUAUGACAAGCUCCAGGUUGAAGAUGUUGAAGAGUAUCUUGAGGCUGAGGCACAGACUUUGGAGAUGCGGUACCGACCAGGACCAGGAGCUCAGGCUCAGAGUUUGUCUUGCCAGCUUGAAGAUGCUUCGAGUUUGGUGUCGAGACGGGCCGACGUUGCCGCCAUUCGGGCGAAAUGUAUCAAGUUUGGCUUCAAAAACUUGGACUUGGUUGUCACACUGGAAGAAGAACAGGAGCGGGAGCUAGCUCCAGAGAUCGAGCAAGAACGACACAUUGAGCGUCCGGCACCUAUGAAGCCGCUCAUGCACUCGCUUCAUCCAGAUAUCAGACUGUUUGUCGUAACUGGCAGGCUGGAUCCAGAAAGUAGGGCAGUCUUGCCCGCAUUUCACGCCAUGCUUCGAAGCAGUGCGUCGAAGGUCUUCCCCGCGAACAAGUUCCCGUCUAGUUUACUGGUCACUAAAGAUUUUGCCAAUACUGUCCGGCCCAGCCAAGCUGGCUACUGCUCUGAUUCAUAUCAGCGGCCCGUCCAAUGGAUCCUUACUUCGAAGAUCUCCGGAGAUACUAAACAGACGGACACGGGCUCAAGAAUGCUGAUGGUCGUGGUCAGCCCCCACGAAGCGGAGAUUAUCAAGUCUCAGAUUCUCCGGGACUCCAACGUCGCGGGCACUCUGCACAGCUACCUCCCACGUUCGAGUCUCUCUUUCCGGAGUAUGGAAGAUCUCAAGACAUUUACAUACCCGUUCAUGACACCAACGCAGCUCGAAAAGUGGACACCGCCCCCAGAGCUGAUCAUGCAGCUCAAUCUCUUUGCCGGGCAGCUCUAUCUUCGCAGUUAUGAAGAAUAUGUCCGGAUGUGUCGGUAUCUCGGGCUGUCGUUUACCGAGAACAAGAGUGAUGGUUCUGACGGGGUUGUGGUUGGAGCGGAUGGGUUUGUUGGUCGCGCUGGUGGGAAGGGCUAUGAGGAUUGUCCUUUUGAGGAGAGUCCUGUUGGGUUCUUGAGCGUGCUUUACAAGAGGUUGAGGAGGGAUUGUGCAAACAUUGAUAGGACGCACAUGGGGACUGUUUUGGUGGGAGGGAUUCUGACGGAGAAGGAUUUUGAGGGGAUUGGUGACGAUGAAGAGGGGACUGGAGGUUUGGAGAAGGGGGUAGGACGGAUGGGAUUGGAUUGA
This is a messenger RNA of Podospora anserina S mat+, 9546 nucleotides long. RefSeq lists its product as uncharacterized. NCBI's taxonomy places the organism in Eukaryota, Fungi, Ascomycota, Sordariomycetes, Sordariales, Podosporaceae. Bases 1 to 9546 code for a protein of 3181 amino acids. The record is from RefSeq and is a predicted model, not a curated record. The transcript has 3 exons.